AUGGCGGGCCAAUGGAAAAAAGCCACGGAUAGUAAUGGGAAGGUGUACUAUUACAAUACCGUUACCAAGGAGUCUCGAUGGGACAAACCUGUUGAGGAUACAACAGACUUGAAACAGAAACUAAGAGAUGCUGGCUGGAAUGUUGCCAAGACCAAAGAAGGUAAAGUCUAUUACUACAAUGUGAAGACAAAAGAAUCAAGAUGGGAUAAUCCACUUGCGGAAAAGGCUACUGAAAAGAAAACUAAAACAGGUCAAAUCAAGAAGACUACGAUAGAUCAAGUCAAGAACACAGCUAACACUAACGAGCAUAGCAAAGGAAAUACAGUUGCUUUAGCCACUACUAAUAACACAGAAAAAUACGCAAACACUUCCAAAAUCUUAAACGUGAAAAGUCUAACGAAAGAUGAAGCUGAAAAGGCCUUCAUGGAUAUGCUAUCAGAACACCAGGUGGAUUCCUCUUGGUCUUUUCAUAAAAUGGUUGUCGAUUUGGGCUUAAAAGAUGAAAGGUUUUGGAUAGUAGAUGAUGAUCCGCUUUGGAAACAAAACAUUUUGGACAAAUAUCUAUCGAAUAGAUCAGAAGAGCAGUUAAUUAAAGACCAUGCUCAGGCAAGUAAGUUUUUGGAGGCAUUUGGUAACUUACUAAAGAGCAAUAAAAACAUACAUUAUUACACUAGGUGGACAACGGUAAAAAAAAUGCUCGCCAAUGAAUCGAUAUUUAAACAUGCUGUAGUACCUGAGAAAGAGAUGAAAAGAAAGUUUAACGAUUACAUAAGAAGACUAAGAGAAGAAAAGGAUAAGAAAGAUGAAAGUAUUAAAGAAUUAGCUUUAAGGGAGGUAAAUGAAUAUCUGAGGAGCAUAUUGAUAGCCCCACCAAAUACCAUUGAAAGUACAAUCGAAGUUAAAAUGACUUGGUCACAACUGCAACGUGAAUACAUCACAGGAAACAAAAGAUUUGCUGCUAAUAAACAUUUUCGAUUAUUGUCACAGCAUGAUAUUUUGAACCAAUACAUCGAAUUAGUAAAAAUAAUUCAGGGUAACCUUGCAUCGAAGGUGAGUGAUAUCGAGAAGAAGAACUAUAGUAGAAAUAGAAUGGCAAGAGAUCAAUUUAAGGUGAUGCUGAAGCAACCAAAGCUGGAUAUACGAGCUGACUCGAAGUGGUCCGAACUCUAUCCCAAGAUAAAAUCCGAGAAAGCCUUUCUGCAACUAGUUGGUAGGAAUGGAUCAUCACCAUUAGAUCUAUUUUAUGAUUAUACUAAUGAGAAAAAAGCUGCUAUUAAUGGCUAUGCUUCUGUUGCACAACAGAUUUUAAUUGAUAAUAGUUAUGUUUGGGCAGGUAUUGAAGACUCUACAAGGAUAUCAAAAAAUAUAACUGAAUUUGAAAAGGCGAACUUUCAAAACAUUUCUGGUAUCAUACACGAGGAUGGCAAACUAGCUCUUUUAGAUGAGAAGGACACACAGCUAGUUGUCAAACAGGCAAUUGCUGUAAAAUACGAUACGGUGAAAGAAAUAGAGCAGAGGAAUUUGAACAUGACAAGAAUUAAAAAAAAUAACUUGGUAGCACUUUUUCAUCGAACUUUUGUUACCAAACCCGGUAGAUUUGAAGACGCUGUUGCCAUUAUUCAGAAUAAACCAGAAUAUAAAGCAUUAGAAAAUGAGCCUGAUAUAAUCAAGGAAUUAUUCAGUUCGUUUGUGCCCAGUAAACAGCCGCAAGCUAAUACUCAAAACUUAAGCCGAAAAAGAAAGGCCACUGCUUUAGUUCAGAUGGAUUACUGA
Messenger RNA from Nakaseomyces glabratus, 1773 nucleotides. It is a transcript of the gene PRP40, whose product is annotated as snoRNA-splicing protein PRP40. Gene Ontology annotation, cellular component: U1 snRNP; U2-type prespliceosome. Lineage: Eukaryota; Fungi; Ascomycota; Saccharomycetes; Saccharomycetales; Saccharomycetaceae. Gene Ontology annotation, biological process: mRNA cis splicing, via spliceosome. The record is from RefSeq and is a predicted model, not a curated record. Gene Ontology annotation, molecular function: protein binding; RNA binding.